Messenger RNA from Perognathus longimembris pacificus (Pacific pocket mouse), 1432 nucleotides. RefSeq names its product theg spermatid protein like (gene Spmap2l). NCBI's taxonomy places the organism in Eukaryota, Metazoa, Chordata, Mammalia, Rodentia, Heteromyidae. The record is from RefSeq and is a predicted model, not a curated record. The coding region runs from base 1 to 1353 and encodes 450 amino acids. The transcript has 10 exons.
AUGGAGGAACAGGAUUUUUCGGGUUCUUACGCAGAGUCGGAGAUAACAGAAGGGCUGGAAACGACGGAUCAGUCCCUUUGCUCCGAAGUCUGUCAGAAGCCCCUUGUGCUCAGGCUCCUGAAUACACACCCAGAGGAGACUGUGGAGGCUGAGGAAGACGAGGAGGCAGAGGACGACGAGGAGUUCGAGUCCUAUAAAUCCGCCAUACACUUCGAGACACGUAGAACCUCCUCGUCCCCCAAGACCCAUGAGCCCGGUACACCCCACAAGCUCCAGGGGGCACGUGUGCUCUACACGACCCGCAAGGCCCAGGAGCCAACCGUGUCCCUGGAGCCCCUCAAGCUCCACAAGCCUGAUAAAAUGGAUUUGCUUCCUACAGCGACAGUGACACUAUCCCCAUCCCUCAUCACCAGGUGCCCUCCACGGCUUUAUCAGUCUUCUCAAAGCGCACGACCUGCUUCCUGUGACUUUGUAAAGAAAAGUUCUUUUUCUAGAAAAAGAAUCCAAGAUCUUGCUAGGCCUAAAAGACAAUGGGGAAUUCCAGAUCGAUGUGUGCUUUGGGGAAAUCAAGAUCCUAUCCGUCCUAUUUCUAAGCAUGCUUUGAAGGCUCAGCUAACCGAGAGACUUGAGAACCUUGCUCAGCCCAGGAAGGCUUCCCUCAGUUACGUACCCAACAGGGCUCAAUAUUGCUACGGCUGUGGGAGAGAGUCUGUAAUUUGGAAAGUUCCCCAUGCUGCAUUGUUUACCCAGCCCUCCAAAAGGAUCCAGAAGCUGGCACAGCCCAAUAAACUCAAAAGACACUAUUCAAUAUACAGGCCCUACAGUGAUUACUUACCACGAGAGUGUCUUCGCUUCUCUGAUCCUUCUCCCCGGAUUCUGCGCCUCUCCAUUGCAAAAGCUGCCGAUCCAAACUACAUUCCACCAAAAGGAACUGAAAACAGAGUUUCCGCUUCUGCCUUGAGUGCUAUUGCAACUCCAAGGAUUAUAGACCUUGCCCACCCAAGGAUCAAGUUAGAGGGGCUCUGCUAUGAGAGAGAGAGAAGCGAGAAGCCCAUCCGCCCUAUAACCUCUGCCGCCAUGUUAGCCGUACCUAGCCCCCGAACAAUACAUCUAGCGAAAUCUAAGCCCCUUCAUCCAGAUUAUCUACCUGCCCGGAAUGCCAAAUGGCCAGUGUCUCAUGCUGCUACCCACUCAAAAAUAUCUCCCAGAAUUCAGGAGCUUGCAAAUCCAAAUACAAGGGCUCCUGUGAAUGUGGUGUAUUAUGACCCUGAUGCCUUUAAAGUCAAGCCAGCUGCUCUGACAGCACAGUGUUCUGCGAGAGUCAAACAGUUGGCGGAACCUGUUGUACACUAAGUACAGACCAGCAUUUCCGCCACACAUCAACCACGUAUCCGGAACAAGUAUUAGAUGAUGUAGGGGCCUGCCUUGGUUU